This is a messenger RNA of Malassezia sympodialis ATCC 42132, 876 nucleotides long. RefSeq names its product phosphoadenylyl-sulfate reductase (thioredoxin) (gene MET16). Gene Ontology annotation, cellular component: cytoplasm. NCBI's taxonomy places the organism in Eukaryota, Fungi, Basidiomycota, Malasseziomycetes, Malasseziales, Malasseziaceae. Gene Ontology annotation, molecular function: phosphoadenylyl-sulfate reductase (thioredoxin) activity. The record is from RefSeq and is a predicted model, not a curated record.
AUGGCGGUCACUAAUGCCCUUUCCUCUGCUCCUACAGGAUCUGACGUGGACGCGCAAGUAAAGUGUGUCAUUCAGGACCUCCCCCAGAUCAAUGCUAAGUUGCAGGAUGCAUCGCCGCAGGAGAUUAUUGCUUGGUCGGUCGACAACCUUCCGAACCUGUAUCAGACCACCGCCUUUGGACUGACGGGGUGUGUCACGUUGGAUAUGAUUUCCCGUAUUAGUGCGGAACGUGCACAACAGAAUGGUACUCCGGCCAAGCACCUAGUGCCUCUGAUUUUUGUUGACACGCUUUACCACUUUCCCCAGACACUGGACCUGUCAGAGCGCGCUGCAAAACAUUAUCAGGCGCCCAUGCACGUGUACAAGCCCCAGGGAACAGAUACGACAGCGGCUUUUGAGAAGCGCUGGGGCCCACAGCUUUGGGAGCGCGAUGAAGAUACGUAUGACUACCUCGUAAAGGUCGAACCGGCUCGGCGCGCCUAUGAAGAGCUAAAUGUGCGAGCUGUUUUCACGGGACGACGCCGCUCGCAAGGCGCUGAUCGCGCAUCGCUGGCGCCGGUCGAAGUGGAUGAGACGGGUUUGAUUAAGGUAAACCCCUUGCUUAAUUGGUCCUUUGCUGAUGUGGACAAGUAUGUGAAGGAACAUGCCGUGCCAUACAAUGAGCUCCUUGACAUGGGCUACAAAUCCAUUGGUGAUUGGCAUUCGACGUCGUUGCCCCUGGGCAAGGAGGGUUCUGACGAGCGCUCCGGCCGUUGGAGCAACAAGAUGGGAAAGACGGAGUGUGGCUUGCACAAAGACUAUUUCAAGUUUAAAGUGCUAGCAGAAAAGAAGAUGCGGGAAGCUGAGUUAAACCGCAAGGAUGCAGCGCAGGCCUAA